This is a messenger RNA of Drosophila santomea, 800 nucleotides long. RefSeq lists its product as uncharacterized. Bases 70 to 684 code for a protein of 204 amino acids. Lineage: Eukaryota; Metazoa; Arthropoda; Insecta; Diptera; Drosophilidae. The record is from RefSeq and is a predicted model, not a curated record. The transcript has a single exon.
UAGUUACGUAUUAUAAAUAUAACAAAUUUGACAAGUAGUUUUAAAAACAAGAAAAAUAAGGGGUCUAAAAUGGAAAUCCUGGCUGUGGGCCUGGCGGCCUUAUGCCAACUGAUGGGCUGCUACUUUUUUUUCGCUCAGCCGCAGGAUCGCUGUUCGCCGGCUCCAGAUUUGGCCAGCUAUCUAUUCCUGGGUGCCACGUUGUGUUUCCUGUGGGACACCAACAUCUAUCCUCGACGAUUUAUGCACAUGACCCGCUUUUGGCGCAUCCUGAUAGAGAUUGUGGCAUGCAUUCUGAUGGCCGAGGUGGGCACCAUCAUAAUUUGGUGUGGCCUGGAAAGGUUUCUGUUCAGCCUGACGAAGGAAAUGCUGAGUUUGAUGCAGUGCAGCUGCCGACCCUCGCCCUUUGUAUAUUGGCUUUCGGGACUAAUUACCAGCCUGGUUAGCGGAGCAAUGCUCUGGUAUGUCCUUAAGGCCACCGACGGCAUGUACUAUAUAAGGAAGUUUUCCCGCAAUCUGCGAGCCACCAUGGGCGUAUCCUGGCGGAUGUUCCGCUGCUACAUGGACAUGAACACGAAGGGCAAGCGUCGAGCAUUAAAGAUAUGCCAAUUGGCCGGGAAAGUGCGCAACUGCCGAAAGGCAUCUCGUAAAUAUUGUGAAUCGGAUGAUGAUGAAAGCUGUGACUAGUCUGGAAAUCAUCGAUGGCAGUUUGUAUACUUUUCGCUAUGUAGCAGACAAUGAAAAUGUUGUAUUCUUUCCUAUAACGAUCUUAUUUUCUGGCAAAAAUGUUAAUAAAAUUUUAA